GGCUUUGUUUUGCUAUGGCGGCAAGUUCGUAUAGUUUUUUGUUUGUUUGUUUGUUUCCCAUUAUUGGGGUUAAGGGAGUUUUAAAACCAAACUUUUCCACGCCACCGGCACCCCACUCUUCUCUUCUGCAUUGAAGCCGUUUGCUUUUGGCAACUGAUUUGGAACUAGGAAGCACGCUAAUUCCCCGCGGCUCAUGAAAGUGACUCGCCUACAGUGAGUACUGUACGUCAACAACCUCACCAUGACCAAGCACACUGGCGUGGGCAGCCAAGAAGAGGGCGGCGGCAUCAUGUCCUCUCCCACCGCUGGGCUUCCGUACUCUCCGUCGGACUUCUUGGCCCGCUGGAUGCCGAGCAGCAGCAAGGCCGGUGUGAUUCUGGUCCCUGGGUCUCUGCACUGUGACUCCCCGGUAGCUUCUGUGCCCCCGGAGCCAGAUGACUUUGCCCCCAUGGCUGCCUCAGUGGACAGCAGCUGCGUGGGGAUGGAAAGCCUCUCCGUGGCACCUGGAGGCGACGUCUCGCAGGAGGUUUCCGUUUUGAUGAAGCUAGAUCAGCUGAGGAGGUGGCAGCAGCAUCUGGAGGAGCAGCUGAAAGCUGACCAGCUGGAUGAACUCCGUUGCCUCCAGGAGGAGCAGCGGAGCAUCCUGGCUCCCUCCAGUCCCGGACAGAGCCUCUCCAGUCAUCCCUGCGGACUCCAAAAGGAACACUGUCAAAAGGAAGAAGCACUCAUGCGGCUACAAAGUGGUCAAAAUGGUAUCGAAAGGCACGAUGAGGGAGAAGACCUGAGACAUGAUGGCUUUCCCAAGCUGACAGCAAAUAACCACAACAUUCACAACAAAAACAGAAAACAUGAUCCUAUGCUACAAGACAGGCCAAUACAGGCAAGCAAGCAGACAUAUGAGGAGUUAUUGGAGGAGCACCUGAGGUUGGAGGAGCAGAGGUUGAAAUCUGCCCAGCAACAGCAGAAUCCAGAUGGAGGGCAGUUGGCGGCACCCCCAAAACGGGCCUUUCUGAGGCGAGGCAAGGGCUUGUCUCGAUAUACCAACAAGGCCUCUGUUCCUAAAGAGGACUCAAACACAGAUCCCAAAACAUUGAGCCAGGCCCUAGUCGUCGCCCGCAGCAACUCUGAGCUGACAUGUAUCCAGAAAAGUGCAGCCAAGCGACUUCCCGUCCAGCGUAAAACCGCCACCCUUAACAAGGAGAACUCUCCAAGAGACAAAAAGGACAGAAGGGUUGAGAUUAAAGCAACCGGGACCAAAGUGUUGGGAUGCUACCAGAGACAAAACACAGGCGGGCAGGUGAACACAAACAAACUGGUGGAGGAGAGUCACCCCGCGACAAAGCAGGCGGGCGUGCAGGCAGCGUCGCCAGAAGUCUCUCAAUUGCUGGAGAAAGCAGAGAAGCUGCGACAGCCAGAGUGCGAGCACCAUCUGGAGAGCAUGGAGCUGGGAGAGUUUGAGCUCCUGGAGCAAAUGGCCGAGGAGCUCUCCUUCUCAUCUAACUCCUCCUUCGUCACCAAGGUUCUGCAGAUGGACUGUGAGAAGCGGAAGCUGCUGGGUGUGGCUGGUCUCCAUCAGAGACGGCUCUCAUCCACACCCAUCAAGUCACCGCUGGCCAGAGAGCAGCGGUGCAUCCCUGAAAUUAACGGUGGUGCUGUGAAGAGCCAUGACGAGGAGGAGGAGAACUCCUCAUCAGAGGCCGCCGCCGACUUUAAAGCACCUGAACGAGUAGUCACGCCGCCUGUUUUUCCUAUCAGCCUUUGCUUCCCCGUCCCAUCCGAGCCGCCAUACGACAAGCGCUCCUACCAGGAUGAUGACAGUGAGAGUGACAUCGUUGUCAGCAGCAUUGAGGACGACAACUCCACGCUGGAGGACAACAAAGAUGUGACAGCGGGCCGAGUCAUGUUUGCCGAUGACAAUACAUGGAACGACAUGGACGACACGGCGGUCAGCGCUGAACCCGUUUCUACAGAAACAGCCAAUCAAGAGCCAGACGCUGCUCCUAUUCCGCCGCCACCUCCUCCUCCUCCCUCCUCCAAACUCAUGAUGAAACUGUUCCACGUGCUCAAGCCAAAGACACCAAAUGCACCACUCCCUCCACCUGAUUUCUCCUCAAUUUACCCACCUGACAAGGUGGACGACAAGACGGGGCAGCAGGUACAGUCCAUACAGUUGAGGGAGCGACUGGUGGAGCUGGAACUCGAGAUUGAGCGUUUCAAGAAGGAGAAUGCGGCGCUGGGCAAACUCCGACAGGAGAACGAGAAGAACCAGGAAAACCUCAGGAAGGAGCGGUUGGCCUGGGAGCAGCAGCAAGCCGAGCAGAUGGCUCACUUUGAGGAGUACAAGAAGGAAGAUACCAGGAAACUUCAGCGCGAACGAAAACUCUUUGAGAAACACGCCACGGCUGCACGAGCUGUGCCCGACAAAAAGGAACGCGAGGAGAUACAGGCUCUGAAGCAGCAGCUGAGCUCCAUGCAGGAGGAUCUGCGGAAGAAGGAGAGUCGCUGGUCGGCCACUCACAAUCGCCUUCGCCAACAGAUCGACUCGCUUGGCCAGGAAAAUAACGAGCUGAGAGAUGAGGUGCGCAUACUGGAGAAACUUCGUCUGAGUGUUUUAAAGAACUCUUUCGACUCAGAAAAAGAUGUAAAAAAUGUGCCUCUUGUUACCAAAGGAGUUACAUUUGCUAAUCCUCUGGACUCCAGCGGGAGUGCCAGCCCUCCACAGGGCACCACUGCAGCGCCCAUCAGCGGCAACGCCAUUGCACAUGCGAGUAAAGGGAUGAAGAGCAGCCUGAGAAAGCCAACCUCCUCAUCAUCAUCAUUACGCAGACAAAUGUCAGAGGACAAGCAAAUGGCUGCCACAGAGAAAUCUCCAAAUGAACAAUGUUCUGAGAGCUGCUCGCCGAUUUUAAGAGAGUCAAAUGAAGCAGAGAGCACUAAGACUGAAUCUGUUCAGGAGGUCAUCACACAUCCUGAUGGCAAGGUGGAGAAGGUCCUGACGAGUGGCAACCGCGUCUUCGUGUUCCCCAACGGGACCACGAAGGAGGUGUCAUGUGACGGCGUGACUGUCAAAUUCAAGUUUUUCAACGGUGAUAUCAAAGAGGUGAUGGCCGACCACAGGGUGUUGUACUACUACGCCGACACCAGGGCAACACAGAUCACAUACCCGGACGGCAUGGAGGUCCUGCACUUCCCCGACAACCAGAUGGAGAAGCUCUUUCCAGACGGCCGCAAGGAAAUCACGUUUGCAGACCAGACUGUAAAGACGUUUUUCCCAGACGGCAGCGAGGAGAGCGUCCUGACAGACGGAACUGUAGUGCAACUCAAAACGGAUGGCACCCAGGAGAUCCAUUUCAACACAGGCCACAAGGAGGUGCACACUGCUGACUACAAGAGCCGAGAGUACCCCGACGGCACGGUUAAGACCAUCUAUGCCGAUGGACGGCAGGAGACGCGAUACCCCGGAGGAUGGCUGCGCAUCAAAGACAAGCACGGAAACCUGCUCACGGAAGCGCUGCCGUGGACGGGCCACAAGUAGUGUACUGUAUGAAACGCAACCGAACACAAGGAGCCUUUUCUAGUCCUUUAUUCAAGUUUGGACCUUCAGCAAGGAGCGUUAGAGCCACACUGGUAGGAAUUUUUUUUUUAAAGUGAGCAAUUAUCUUGUAAUGUUGAAGAAUAAACUCUUACUAUUACAAGAAAAAAAAUUCUGACGUUAAGAGAAUGAAGUCUGUUUAAAAAAAAAAAAAAAAAAAAAAUACAUUUGUAAAAAGUGAAUGUCAAAAUUUGUGUAAAAUGUUUUUUGUUGUAAUGUUACAUUUUUGUAGUAAUACAACCUAAUUCUCUUAUGGCCUUA
This is a messenger RNA of Phycodurus eques (leafy seadragon), 3853 nucleotides long. It is a transcript of the gene cpap, whose product is annotated as centromere protein J. The transcript has 19 exons. The record is from RefSeq and is a predicted model, not a curated record. Gene Ontology annotation, molecular function: tubulin binding. Gene Ontology annotation, cellular component: centriole; centrosome; nucleus. Gene Ontology annotation, biological process: centriole elongation; cilium assembly. Bases 242 to 3535 code for a protein of 1097 amino acids. NCBI's taxonomy places the organism in Eukaryota, Metazoa, Chordata, Actinopteri, Syngnathiformes, Syngnathidae.